CAGAAAGAUUUUAAAUGACUGAGUCUUGACAUAUCAUGAUUGAGUUAAUUUCAUAUACCGUUGCAACUACAGAAAAGUAAAUCUGAUGUCUCAUCCUGUACGCCAGAGGGCGGUAGGAUUGUAGGCUCGACUAAAUCUUCCGAAAGCAUCAGACAGGGAAGAAGACUCCACUAUCCGACUGGAGAACAGAAAAACAAACCACAUUCGUGAUAGUCUGUCUUAAAACUACAAAGGGACAUUAAAACGUACCAAACCAGCUUGCUAUCGUUGAUGGUAGUUGACGCUGAGAUAUUUAGAAAGGAAUGUAUAGGUAGAUAUAAAGGUUUAUUUUUGUUGUAUAUUCGAGGAAGUUGACGCGACUCGGGAACAUUAUGGUGCCGUCUUUCAUUUUUGAAGUUAGUAUUUGAAAUCCCUAGGCAGAAACACAAAGCAGAAACGGACAGACUACACGUAAAAGAGCUUUACCUCGCGCCUUGAACGCUUCCCAUCGCAACACACCGGCUGCGAGAGGCUACAGAGGGGUGUCGACAAGAUGCCACAAUCCAGCAAGCGAUCGACAGCAGCCAAGAAAAGAUGGGCUGCACAGAUAGCUGCAAAGGCCACUGUUGAGCUCCGGAGUCCUGGGCUAACUAGAGUGAAUUUUCACCUACCACCACCCCAAUCCCAAAGCCCCCAGACACCUGAAGCAUGCACUGUAGAUAUGCCACAACCCAGCAAGCGAUCGACAGCAGCCAAGAAAAGAUGGGCUGCACAGAUAGCUGCAAAGGCCACUGUUGAGAUGGACGAGAUUGCUCAACAUAUGGACGUGAGUCCCUUGCAAGCCUGCAUCGACCUGGAGAAGGCCACUCAAUUCAUCACACAAGUUUUGCAGAUGGACGAGAUUGCUCAACAUAUGGACGUGAGUCCCAGGCAAGCCUGCAUCGACCUGGAGAAGGCCACUCAAUACAUCACACAAGUGUUGCAGCAUGAAGUAGGUAGGAACCAGGAGUUCUGCGUGUUGAUUCGCCGUCUAGAAGAGAUGGAGGUGGAGACUGGGCGGAGUCUGGCGGAGCAGGCGGAGUCAAACCGACAGCUGAAGCUGAAGAACGAUGAACUGCAGAAACACCUGGAGGAAAAAGACAACUCACUGUCACAAGCCAACCAGACUGUGGCUUUCCUAGAGAAUGAACUGGAGGACUUGCAUCAGCAGUGCCAGACUAAACAUAGGACGUUUCAGGAAGUGAAUGAGUGGCUGCAGGGUGGAGAGAACCAGCUCAAGGUUGAGCCGGUCUCGUUUUAUGGCCAGAGUUCGCCGGUCUCGUCUCACACGCCGGUCUCGUCUCACACGCCGGUCUCGUUUGAUGGCCAGAAGCUGCUGGAGGCUCCAGUCUCUGGGAUUAAAGAAAACGAUGAUGAUGAUGAUGACGAUGAUGAUGAUGAUGAUGAUGGAUAUGGAGAGUACAGUCAGCCUGAAGAGAGAACUGACCCCGGAGCAGAACUGACCCUCUCUUCAGCUGCAGACAUUAAAACUGAACUGAUCCAGGAAGAGUUGGACCAGUCCAACAUGGCUCCAGCCCUCGACUCCAAGAUGGACCCAGUGGUUCUGGCCCAGCUCAUGGGGGUGACUGUGGAGUUGGUGGACUGCUGUAGAACACAAAGAGAAGAGAAGAACACGGAUGGAGUACAGCCCGAGACCCAGGAAUCCGGAAGAUUCUCCUACCCUCUGUGUGACGAAGGCUUCAGCUCCCCGCUCAAGCUGCAUCAGCGCAUCCAUACAAGAGAGAGGCGGCACCACUGCACUCAGUGUGGCAAGAGCUUUACUCAAGAGGGACAUCUCAAACAACAUCAUCUCAUUCACACAGGAGAGAGGCCGUACAACUGCACUCAGUGUGGCAAGAGCUUCAAUCUAGAGGGGAAUCUCAAAAAACACCAGCGCAUUCACACAGGAGAGAAGCCAUACAACUGCACUCAGUGUGGCAAGAGCUUUAUUCGAGAGGGAGAUCUCAAACAACACCAGCGCGUUCACACAGGAGAGAGGCCUUAUCAAUGCACUCAGUGUGGCAAGAGUUUUGCUCUAAAGAGGAAUCUCCAAAAACACCAGCGCAUUCACACAGGAGAGAAGCCGUACAACUGCACUCAGUGUGGCAAGAGCUUUACUCGAGGGGGAAGUCUCAAACGACAUCAUCUCAUUCACAUUGGAGAGAGGCGGCACCACUGCACUCAGUGUGGCAGGAGCUUUGCUCGAGAGGGACAUCUCAAACUACAUCAUCUCAUUCACACAGGAGAGAGGCCGUACAACUGCACUCAGUGUGGCAAGAGCUUCAAUCUAGAGGGGAAUCUCAAAAAACACCAGCGCAUUCACACAGGAGAGAAGCCGUACAACUGCACUCAGUGUGGCAAGAGCUUCACUCUAGAGGGGACUCUCAAAAAACACCAGCGCUUUCACACAGGAGAGAUGCCGUACAACUGCACUCAGUGUGGCAAGAGCUUUAAUCGAGAUGAUAGUCUGAAACGACACAUGCGUCAACACACGGGGGAGAGACCGUAUCACUGCUCUCAGUGUGGCAAGAGUUUCACUCAGCUGCGCAGCCUGAGGACUCACCAGACCAUUCACACAGGAGAACGGCGGCACCAGUGUAUUCAGUGUGGCAAGAGUUUCACUCAAGAGGGGACUCUCAAAAAACACCAGUGCUUUCACACAGGAGAGAAGCCGUACCAAUGCACUCAGUGUGGCAAGAGCUUUAAUCGAGAGGGGAAUCUCAAAAAACACGAGCGCAUUCACGAGUUUACAUUCACAAGUUCAUAUUCACACACAUUAACAUGAGUUAAUCACACACAGGCAACUGUUAAGAUGGUUCCCUAUGCUAGAGAUAGCUAGCGG
Molecule: messenger RNA, 2860 nt
Organism: Clupea harengus (Atlantic herring)
Lineage: Eukaryota; Metazoa; Chordata; Actinopteri; Clupeiformes; Clupeidae
Product: zinc finger protein 239-like
Exons: 13
Coding region: 533-2803 (756 amino acids)
Biological process (GO): mitotic spindle assembly checkpoint signaling; regulation of transcription by RNA polymerase II
Cellular component (GO): chromatin; transcription regulator complex; PcG protein complex
Molecular function (GO): RNA polymerase II cis-regulatory region sequence-specific DNA binding; DNA-binding transcription factor activity, RNA polymerase II-specific
Source: RefSeq, a predicted model, not a curated record